CCCUUUUGUACCAAGCUUGACAGGAUGUUUUUAACAGAAUGUGACCUCACUGGGAUACCAGAGAAGAGAAUAGGCGGAUCAGGUCCAGUUCUUCAGCCAGGUCCUAGAAGCAGCAGCACAAGAACCGGAGCAGUGGUAAACCCAGCAAGACCAGGAGACAGCGACCUUCUGGACACCUGCACUGACUCCCUAGGUGAAGAGAAUGAAUUUCAGGAUUAUUUGUUAAAUCAGGCAAGGCAUCUUGAGCACAAGCAUUGACGAAUUUGGUCCUUUGGAAUCUGUACAUAUUUUCACCUGGAAACACACAAAGAUGGAUGCAGAUGGGGAAAAUAAAAAGCUGCGCACACGCUCAAAAGGAACGAAGGUUCAAGUGGACUCUAUAGCUCAAGAGCUCAGUGCCUACAAAUGCUCCAUGGCUAAGAAGAGAAAAGCUGAAGAGCAGAUUUCAGGCGUACCUGUCAACAAAAGGAAGUCCCUGUUAAUGAAGCCCCGCCACUACAGCCCCAGCUUGGAAUGCAAAGAAGAAAAUGAAGACAGGACAGAUUUACAGGAAGAUAUCAGUGUCCUCAAAAGCAGUUCAACUCCAGAGGAAAGCACUCCAAAGCCAUCUGAGGAAACCCCUCAUUCAUGUGGGCAAGAGAAUUCCAGUGAAAGAAAAGAUAACUAUUCCAGCUAUCGAGAUGCCAUGGCCAAGUCUUUGACGAACAUGGGAAAAUUAGCAAAAGAUGCACCCACUCAAGCAGUGACAGAAAAUCUAAAUGAUAGUGGUAUUCAAUCUCUAAAAACAGAAAGUGAUGACACUGAUGAAUGUUACAUGAUUAACUCAACUGAAGGAAAGGAAAAGACUGUUAUUUCUGAACCCAAAUAUUGUUCAUCUGAGGAAAAUGAAAGUAACUCUGAAAUCAUGGAUAAUGAGUGGGAGAGCUCCUCAAAUUUCUCAGAAGAAACUAGUGUAAAACCCCAUCUAACUCAGAAAUAUAUUGUAGAGUGUAACCAAUCUAGCAUUCUGGAAGUCCCAGAAAUUAAGAAGGAAGAGGUAGAAUUUGGCCCUUGUGAAACACUUUGUGAUUCAGAAACAAAGCUAAGAGCACCCCAGGAGUCUCACCCGGAUCCUUUUGAGAAGAGAAUUCAGAAUGCAUUCCCUGAAAGUGAAGAAGAUGACAAUGAGUGCCUGUCAGAAACAACAGAAAUGUCAGUUGAGCUGGACAAAGCAAAAGGGAACUUGAGUUUGCUAGAAGAAGCAAUAGCUCUGCAGGCAGAGCAAGGGCAUGUUUUUCACAACACCUACAAGGAACUGGAUAGGUUUCUCCUGGAGCAUCUAGCAGGGGAAAGGAGACAAACCAAAGUUAUUGACAUUGGUGGGAGACAGUUAUUUAGCAACAAACAUUCACCCAGGCCUGAAAAGAGAGAAACCAAAUGUCCCAUCCCAGGAUGUGAUGGCACAGGGCACGUGACUGGGCUGUACCCCCACCACCGCAGUCUCUCAGGCUGUCCACAUAAAGUUAGAGUGCCACUAGAAAUUCUUGCCAUGCAUGAAAAUGUUUUAAAGUGUCCCACCCCGGGAUGCACUGGAAGAGGACAUGUCAACAGCAAUCGCAACACACACAGAAGUCUUUCUGGUUGUCCAAUUGCUGCAGCUGAAAAGUUGGCAAUGUCCCAGGAAAAAAACCAGCUUGAAUCUCCAAAAGUGGGACAGUGCCAUGAUCAGACUCACAGCACAAAUUUAACUAAGCAGCCUGAUGUAGCUCAGUACAAUUACAGAACUUCACAGCCAGUCACCUCCUCCAGAUCCACCCUCACAAAAGAAAAGGAGAAGUUUGGGAAAGUACCAUUUGAUUAUGCCAGCUUUGAUGCACAAGUCUUUGGCAAACGCACAAUGGCACCCAUGGUGCAAGGACGAAAAACACCCCAGUUCCUUGAAUCAAAGCAUUUUUCAAAUCCAGUGAAAUUUUCUAAUCGACUGCCUAGUGCUAGCGCCCACACACAGAGCCCUUGCCAUGCCAACUCUUAUAGCUACGGUCAAUGUAGUGAAGACACCCACAUAGCAGCAGCUGCUGCUAUCCUGAACCUUUCCACCCGCUGCAGGGAAGCAGCAGAGAUCCUCUCCAACAAACCACAGAGUCUGUCUGCCAAGGGAGCUGAGAUAGAAGUGGAUGAAAAUGGCACUCUGGAUUUGAGCAUGAAAAAGAACCGAAGCCAAGACAAAGUUAUGCCUCUCACCUCUUCCAGUACAGUACUUCCCACUCCUUCCUCAUCUCCUUUCAAAACAAGCAGUAUCCUGGUAAAUGCAGCCUUCUACCAGGCUCUUUGUGAGCAGGAAGGCUGGGAUACACCAAUCAACUACAGCAAGACACAUGGCAGGAAAGAAGAAGAAAAAGAGAAAGAUCCAGUGAGUUCUCCAGAAAAUAUGGAAGAAAAAAAAUAUCCAGGAGAUAUCUCCAUACCAAGUCCUAAACCCAAGCUCCAUUCAAGAGAUCUCAAAAAGGAACUCAUCACCUGUCCGACUCCAGGAUGUGAUGGUAGUGGUCAUGUAACAGGAAACUAUGCCUCACACCGCAGUGUUUCAGGGUGCCCGUUAGCUGACAAGACAUUAAAAUCCCUUAUGGCUGCUAACUCACAGGAGCUUAAGUGCCCUACACCUGGUUGUGAUGGCUCUGGCCAUGUGACUGGGAACUAUGCAUCGCACAGAAGCUUAUCUGGUUGUCCCCGUGCCAGGAAAGGUGGUAUCAAAGUGACUCCUACCAAGGAAGAAAAAGAAGACCCUGAGCUAAAAUGUCCAGUGAUAGGCUGUGAUGGCCAAGGUCACAUAUCAGGUAAAUACACUUCUCAUCGCACUGCUUCUGGUUGUCCUUUGGCUGCCAAGAGACAGAAGGAGAGUCCCGUCAAUGGGUCUUCACUAUCCUGGAAACUGAACAAACAAGAGCUGCCACACUGUCCUUUGCCAGGCUGCAACGGGCUGGGUCAUGUUAAUAAUGUUUUUGUCACCCACAGAAGCCUGUCUGGUUGUCCUCUGAAUGCACAAGCCAUAAAAAAGGGCAAAAUUUCAGAAGAAUUAAUGACUAUCAAGCUUAAAGCAAGUGGUGGUAUUGAGAGUGAUGAAGAAAUCAGACACUUGGACGAGGAAAUAAAGGAACUGAAUGAAUCCAAUCUUAAAAUUGAAGCUGACAUGAUGAAACUUCAAACCCAGAUCACAUCUAUGGAGAGCAAUUUGAAAACGAUAGAAGAAGAGAACAAACUCAUAGAGCAGAACAAUGAGAGCCUGUUGAAGGAGCUAGCUGGCUUAAGCCAAGCCCUCAUCUCCAGCCUCGCUGACAUUCAACUUCCACAGAUGGGGCCAAUCAGUGAGCAGAAUUUCGAAGCAUAUGUAAAUACACUCACAGACAUGUACAGCAAUCUGGAACGGGACUAUUCCCCUGAAUGCAAAGCUCUGCUGGAAAGUAUCAAACAGGCAGUGAAGGGCAUCCAUGUGUAG
Molecule: messenger RNA, 3472 nt
Organism: Cygnus atratus (black swan)
Lineage: Eukaryota; Metazoa; Chordata; Aves; Anseriformes; Anatidae
Gene: ST18
Product: ST18 C2H2C-type zinc finger transcription factor
Exons: 23
Coding region: 311-3472 (1053 amino acids)
Biological process (GO): regulation of transcription by RNA polymerase II
Cellular component (GO): nucleus
Molecular function (GO): RNA polymerase II cis-regulatory region sequence-specific DNA binding; DNA-binding transcription factor activity, RNA polymerase II-specific; zinc ion binding
Source: RefSeq, a predicted model, not a curated record